UAAAGAUUCUGCUCUUUAUUGUUUAAUGAUUUUGUAAGAGCGAAGGGAAGAAGUAAAAAAGGUAUUACCUCACAAAAUCUGCAACGUGUCUUAAUUUGUCAUAAAUGUGGAAUGAAUAAAAAAAAAGAAAUGAAGAUGGAUAAAGUGAUCCAUCACACCUAAUUGCCAGUUAAGGAAGGAAUAUCUUUAAUAGAAAUUUGUUGUAAAUGUCAAUUAGUACUUAAUAUAUUACUAUAAUUGUUAAUUGCCACAACUGUAAAUGUCAAUUAGUACUUCUAAAUCAUGGAAGGCGAAAAAGGAAAAAAGGAAAAUCUAAGUCGAUUUUCCCAUAGAAUUUGGGAAAUAGCAUUGGAAACUACGGAACACACUUGUUUUUGUCUGAUCAUUUUUUAUCACUAAUCAAUAAUCAAUUAGCAUUUAAUGAUCUAUUAUUACAAAGUUUAUAAUAUCAUUAAUUUAGUGCUAAUGAAAAUCACCCUUUGUGUUUUCUUGAAAAAAGUUUCGAACUUGCUGUGAAAGAAAAAAGAAGGGAACAUCAAGAUCAAAUAAGACAAGUAUAUGGAACUUGGGUGGAUUUUGUGAAAGUCUAUGCAGAGAAGAUUUCUUGAUUUGGCCUAAGCAUCAUUGAAGAUUGACUGAUUAUUGCUUUGAUCUUGGUGUCUCUUAUCUGUGUAAAUUAGUUUGAAGAGAUGUCUGCAGCUCAAGAUCAGCUCGAGAUCAAGUUCAGGUUAACCGAUGGCUCAGAUAUUGGCCCGAGAAACUUCCCUAUGGCCACGAGUAUCGCUACCUUGAAGGAGAAUAUCAUAGCAGAAUGGCCUAGAGCUCUACUUUGUGUAAGCAUCCUUGUAGGGAUGCUACUUGUAACGUCGUUGCACGUUGCAUUCUUCCCUCCGACCCCUUGUUCCUCUGCCAAAUUUGGUUGGAUAAGAGUUUCAGCUGAUCUCCAUGAGUCUGAGAAAGAAGAUGGGCCACAUACAGUAAAAGACAUCAAGUUGAUCAGUGCAGGGAGGGUACUGGAGAACAGCAGAAGUGUGGGCGAAUGCAGGAGCCCGUUAUAUGAUAUCCCAGGAGGCGUCACCAUGCACGUUGUCGUUCAACCACACGAAAUGAAACCACAAACUGAUCCGAAGCAGAGCAAAUGCGCGUGUGUGAUAUUAUGAUAUGCAGACUGAUAGGCUCUUAGCUCCAUCUACUUGAGUUAGAGAUUGUUGGAGAGACCAAGAUGAAUGUUUCUUUUGCUUUUUUAUAAUUUCAUUGUGAUUUAUUGGAAUCUUAGUUUACUUAUCUACUUGUUUUCCUCGUA
Salvia hispanica is the source of this 1303-nucleotide messenger RNA. The record is from RefSeq and is a predicted model, not a curated record. NCBI's taxonomy places the organism in Eukaryota, Viridiplantae, Streptophyta, Magnoliopsida, Lamiales, Lamiaceae.